Messenger RNA from Camelina sativa (false flax), 1493 nucleotides. Its product is annotated as thiosulfate/3-mercaptopyruvate sulfurtransferase 1, mitochondrial. Gene Ontology annotation, molecular function: thiosulfate-cyanide sulfurtransferase activity. NCBI's taxonomy places the organism in Eukaryota, Viridiplantae, Streptophyta, Magnoliopsida, Brassicales, Brassicaceae. The record is from RefSeq and is a predicted model, not a curated record. Gene Ontology annotation, cellular component: mitochondrion.
GAUUUUUCUGUAACCAAAGUACCCAAACAACACUGUCUUUAGUCCUGAUCAGUGGUGGGGAGUAGAAGCAGCAUCGUUAAGAACAAAGUUGCGAGCUUGGGGAAUCUUCUGAACAGUAUAAACUCAACAACGUGUUAUCUAUACAGUAGAUGGUAUUUUCGAGGUGAUAUAUGGCUUCGACCCUUUACUCAAGAUCUUUAUUGGUUGCUCGUCGCUGCCUCUUUAAUCCUUCUCUAUCUCCUCUUCUUCCGCAGAGGACCCCUAAAUUUGCAACCUUUCUAAACAAGAAAGCACUCAGCUCACAGUUGCACUCUGCCUAUUCAACUUAUAAAUCAUCUACUCACGUUAGUCGAGUUAUGGCUUCUACUGGAACUGAGCCAAAAGCUAAAUACGCCACAUCAUCCGUAUCUUCCAAUGAACCUGUUGUGUCUGUUGAUUGGCUCCAUGCUAAUCUUAGAGGGGCUGAUAUAAAGGUUUUGGAUGCCUCAUGGUACAUGCCACAUGAGCAAAGAAAUCCAGUCCAAGAGUAUCAAGUUGCUCAUAUUCCAGGUGCUCUCUUCUUUGAUUUGGAUGGAAUAUCAGAUCGAAAGACAAAUUUACCACACAUGCUACCAUCUGAGGAAGGUUUCGCUGCUGGCUGUUCUGCUCUUGGAAUCGAGAACAAAGAUGGCGUGGUUGUAUAUGAUGGAAAGGGGAUCUUUAGUGCAGCUCGUGUAUGGUGGAUGUUUAGAGUCUUUGGACAUGAAAAAGUAUGGGUACUUGAUGGAGGCUUGCCAAAAUGGCGUGCUUCAGGUUAUGACGUUGAAUCCAGUGCCUCAAGUGAUGCCAUUUUGAAAGCCAGUCUAGCAAAUGACGCUGUAGAGAAAAUCUAUCAAGGACAAACAAUUACUCCAAUAACUUUUCAGACGAAGUUCCAGUCGCAUCUUGUAUGGGGACUUGAUCAGGUAAAGGAAAACAUGGAGGAUAAGACUUAUCAGCACAUAGAUGCACGUGCAAAAGCUAGAUUUGACGGUACUGCUCCAGAACCUCGCAAGGGAAUACCGAGUGGUCAUAUACCUGGUAGCAAGUGUGUCCCUUUUCCCGACAUGUUUGAUUCCUCUCAAACACUGUUACCAGCGGAGGAGCUUAAGAAGAGGUUUGAACAAGAAGGAAUUUCACUGGACAGUCCAAUCAUGGCCUCAUGUGGAACCGGUGUGACAGCUUGUAUUUUGGCAUUGGGAUUUCAUCGUUUGGGUAAAGCCGAUGUCCCGAUCUAUGAUGGGUCUUGGACUGAAUGGGCAACCGAAUCAAACUUGCCCAUGGUGGGUUCUUCUUCAUGAAUAAGUCAAGAAGAAGCUACAGAUCAGUCACAAGCCUAGCUUGGUUCAAUCUAUUUUUCUGCGUUAAAAAGUUUAGCCAAGAAUUAAGGGAUUGUGUCUAAAAUUCUAUAUACUUGAGGAUUUAUUGAGUUUGGAUUCAUCUGUGUGAAGAUUAAUAAGAAUUCCUUUGAACAA